GGGGUGGAGCUGCGUCAGUUUCGGCGGGUAGUUUGUUGGCGGAGUGCUGUCCGGCGCCAUGGCGCGCCGCGGCCUGUGGAGCAACUGGAGCCCGCCCGCCGCUCCCUGACUCUCUCUCUCUCCCCCCCUCUCCGGCAGGCCCACUCAGCGUCUCGUAAGUUACCAGGAUGGCAACGUUGGAAAGCUUAUCGAAAGAUUCGUUCAAUUUGCAUCAAAAUGGUCAGUUGAAGAAUGAUUCUGGUAAAGAAAACAAAGAUAGUCACAAACUUUCAACGGAGAUUAAAAUGGAUAUUGAGAAACUCUAUGAAGCAGUACCUCGCCUAUCAAGUUUUUUUUUCAUUGAAGACAAAAUUGGUGAAGGUACAUUCAGUUCUGUCUAUUUGGCUACUGCUCAGUUAAAGUCGGGAAAAGUAGAGAAGUUUGCACUAAAACAUUUAAUUCCCACAAGCCAUCCAGUGCGCAUUGCUGCUGAACUUCAAUGUCUGACAGUUGCUGGGGGUGAAGACAAUGUAAUGGGAGUUAAAUACUGCUUGAGGAAGGAUGAUCACGUGGUUAUUGUAAUGCCAUAUCUGGAGCAUGACUCCUUUUUAGACCUUCUGAGUUCAAUGAAGCUGGACGAUGUGAGAGAGUACAUGUAUAAUUUACUAAAAGCGUUGAGACGUAUUCAUCACUUUGGCAUCAUUCACCGUGACAUUAAGCCAAGCAACUUCCUGUACAAUGGAUGUCUGAAAAAAUAUGCCUUAGUGGACUUUGGUUUGGCCCAAGGUACACCUAACACUAAAAUUGAGCUUCUGAAAGUAGUAAGAACAGAAGACCAACAGAAAAGUUGCUUAAAGACUAAAUCGGCUACCAGCUCUGGGAUCAAGCAUCCUCCUAGCCAAACGACAAGUAAAGCCUUGGUUCAACACAGUGCUGAGAAGCAGCCCAUCAAAAGACCCUGGCCCCCCACACAGGCUAAACCUGGAAAGGGGGAAUCAUCAGUUCCACGUUCUGUUUUUGGGGAAAGAAGUAUGAAUGUUCGUAACACUGGGAUUUUUGAGGGAGCAAGUGUGAAGCCAGCAAGAUCUAUUAAGACUGCAGAUAUAACCUCGAGGAAAAUAUUAGUGGCAAAACGUAAAGCAGGGCCAUCAAAGAAUACUUCAAGUUGUUUAAUCCGGAAGUCUAGCGUUUGUCCAUCUAACCUGACAUGUGAUUGUUACACCACGGACAGGAUAUGCAGUGUUUGUUUCUCAAGACGUCAUCAAGUUGCUCCAAGAGCAGGUACUCCAGGAUUCCGAGCUCCAGAAGUCUUAAUGAAGUGCCCACACCAGACUUCAGCUAUCGACAUGUGGUCUGCAGGCGUUGUAUUCCUGUCCUUGUUGAGUGCCCGGUAUCCAUUUUUCAAAGCCAGUGAUGAUUUAACUGCAUUGGCACAGAUAAUGACUAUUCGUGGAUCGAAGGAAACCGUCCAGGCUGCCAAAUUAUUUGGUAAAGCCGUGUCAUGCAGCAAGGAAUGUCCAAAAUUGGAUUUGAGGACUCUGUGUGAAAGACUCCGAGGAACACACUGCUUCAGUAAACGAAAAUCAAGUCAAAAGAGUGAGUUAAUGGAUUGUUCACAUAUCUCUGGCACGGUGCCAGCUCCAGAUGCAAAGGAUGAGGGAACAAAACAAACUGCUUCUUUGUCAUCCAUACAAGAGGUUCAAAACCAAGCCAGAAAGGUAACGCAGGAUGUCGAGUGGAACUCUGUCAAAGGCAAAGCUAAAUCAUCAGAUGUGAAGAACUGGUGUGCAGUUUCAGAUCUCGCCUAUGACCUUCUCGAUAAACUUUUAGAUUUGAACCCAGCCACCAGAAUAACUGCAGAAAUGGCUUUGGAGCACCCGUUCUUUGAAGGCAUCUAACUGGUGUUACGAUAUUUUGCGAUCUGUGUUGCAUUUGUGGAUUAUCACAGAUGUACAGAACAAGGCAUUCAGAAUUUUCUACUAAACUAACCAGCCUCUUUUUUUUAGAUCGGAUUUUUUUCAUUUUCUCAACCACAUUAGUGAGCAUUGUUGUUACCAAUCCUCUUUCUUCAAACCUCGCAAAACAGUCCCCAUUUCUCAGGAAAAUUUUGUGUUUUGAUGUAAGUAAUCUUGUAUUCUCUGUGUCCUCUGAGUUUGAUUGUCAAUCAUUUUAUUAAAAGGCAUGGAAGGAAUGCCAUUAGUGAUAUUAUUUAAUUUUUAUUUUCUUCUCCAAAACUUCAAUAUCAAACAAUAUUCCAACAGAGGAAACAAGAAAGGCUGAUAACAUGAUUAGUGUAGCUGACAAUCUGGAUUGACUGAUUUUCCAAGUCUACACAAAUGUUGCUGAAGCAUUUGGGUGUGAAAUUCAUGAGAAAAUUGAUGUCAAUUCUAUCUGAAAACCCUUUAGAAUGUGUACCCCUUUGUCACCAAAAGCACUGAAAUGUCUUGUCUACCAUUUGACUUUUUCUGUUUGCUCUUUAUACCUUUUAUUACAAAGCAAAGCUCUUCAAUGAAAAUAUGUGGCUGUCAUGCCUGUCGCUUGUGGUAUUUAUUGCAUUUUUCAUCACAUCAGUUUUUUGAUGUGAUAUUUAUUGAGGGUUGCAACAAUGUGAUCUGAUCUACACCAAAUGCAGAAUGAACUGAAGAUUUUGUUAAAUAAUGGUUGCAAUGUAGAAGUGGAUCAAAUGGAUCACGUUUACUUCUGAACUUUUGGUGAUUAUCAUUAUGGUCACCCUUAAGGUGUUUGUUUAAAUAUGCCUUUUUUAAUUUGGAAGACUUAUUUUUGACUUUUUAUGGCGUAUAGAUUUGAACAAAAGAUCAAACUGUUUAUUUCAGAUACACAUUCCAAAAACAUUAAAAUAUAUGAAAAUGC
This is a messenger RNA of Amblyraja radiata (thorny skate), 2850 nucleotides long. RefSeq names its product cell division cycle 7 homolog (S. cerevisiae) (gene cdc7). The transcript is spliced from 12 exons. The coding region runs from base 168 to 1877 and encodes 569 amino acids. NCBI's taxonomy places the organism in Eukaryota, Metazoa, Chordata, Chondrichthyes, Rajiformes, Rajidae. Gene Ontology annotation, biological process: protein phosphorylation; mitotic DNA damage checkpoint signaling. The record is from RefSeq and is a predicted model, not a curated record. Gene Ontology annotation, molecular function: ATP binding; protein serine/threonine kinase activity. Gene Ontology annotation, cellular component: nucleus.